CGGAGCACAGGCCAAGCGAUCGACCUGAGUCACGCUCCUCUCGCCAGCCACUUUCCUGCCGGAGUCAGGACAGUUACUAGUAGGACGAGCGAAGCACGGGGAGUGACCACCAGCAGAGCAGUUCACAGACAGCAAGCAAGCGCGGGGAUCGAUCGAUCGGAGCGGCGGCGAUGGACGACGACUUCGGCUGCGUGAUCGGCGUCGCGGGGAGGGGGGAAUUCGCGGUGGUGGCGUCGGGAACCCCCAUCGUGCACCUCGACUCCCACAGGCUUCUCGCCAUCUCCGGCAACCAGCAGAACCGCGCAAGGUUCGCGAGGACGAUGUGCCGCAGGUGGAAGGGGCUGACCGGGGUGCCGUACCCCGACACCGCCACGGUCGCCGACCUCGCGCGCGAGCUGCUCGACCGCGGCCACUCCGUCGAGGCCCUGGUCGUGGGCUACAACCAGGCCCAGCCCCACGCGGCGGUGAGCUGCGUCGGCCCCGCGCUCCCGCGCGGCCAGUUCCUGUUCGGGGCCGCGGGCCGGGGAGCGGAGGCCUGCAGGGCGGUGCUGCGCCGGGGCUACCGCGACACCAUGUCGUCCAGCGACGUGAUCGAGCUCGUGGAGAGCUGCAUCGCGGAGAUCCGCCGGCUCGGGGUUCCCGGGGCUGCCGGCGAGUUUGCGGUCCAGUAUGUCGACAGAUGGGGAGCGGCGCCCGUGGGAAGGGAGGUCAGGGAGACAAUGGCUAUCUAUCGACAGAUGGCACUCGAAGUGUUAAAAUCACAUGGGUGCUAAAUCUGAGAGAGAGUGUCUCUUCUAUGGGAGUAAUGAACCAAUAACAUUAGCCGAUCUUUCAAUCUUGAUUGGAGGAGCACUAAGGCAAGUAUUUUAACUAGGAUAACUCUUCAACUUAUUGAAGUGAUAUUGUGCAAAAGCAAAGCAUAGCUUCAUAUUAUCCUAUUUUUGUGAAUGUCAACAUUGAAAUUAAAUUUUGAUAAAGUGGGAUUGUUGUGUGAGCAACCUAACUAUAGAUUUGUUGAAUUUGAGGGUUUCAAAAGUCACAGACUUCCUACAAAAUACUUAUGUAUACCUUAAGAUGAGAAAGUUAUUAUACUUAUGUAAUGGAUGGCUGCAAGGAAAAGGUAGAAAGUAGAUUAGGUAUUAGCCCCCCAUGCAAAAAAUAUUAGGUGUUAGGAAAGGGAAGACACUAUCCAUUGGUGGCGGAACAGUUGAAUUAAUUCCUCCCUUUAUAAUGUCCCUUUGAAGGUGCUCCCUUUUUACAAGAUACCUCAUGGUGCCAGGAAAAAAAUCAUUACGUACAAGGUUGCAUUUAUGUGGAGAGCUGACAUGUUGAAAAUGAAAUAUUAAAUCGGCCCAUGGUCUAUCUGCCCAAGGACUAAGGAGGGUUGGCAUUUUAGAUUUGGACAUAAUGAAUAUGGCUUUAUUUUCUAAGUAGCUUUAGAAAUGGUUCAACAGAGGUGGUAUGUGACAACAAUUCCUUACUACAAAAUACCUCACACAUUAGACUCUAGGAUAGUGAAAAUGGGAGUGGGAAACACACAAUUUUGUUAGGAGCUAUGGUGUUGGGCCAGAGUUGGGAAUACUGUCAAACUUGAUUCUAGGAAGAUCAAUGGUUCUCUAAGGAUAACUUUUACACUAGCUUCCAUUCUAUUAAUGUUUUAAAAGUUAUUACAUGUGAUUUUAAAUCUCUCAAUUUUUGGAGAGCAGUAGUAGAAGUUAAAAUAGAAUAAUGGUUAUACUUAUGGACCGUCUGUAAAAAAAUGCUUCUCCAAAUUGACAUCCACACAAAUUUGUCUGAUUGCUAAGUUCAGGAAACUUUAGUGUUUUGUUGUAGGAGGUGGUAAAUCUGAGAGGAAAUGCAUCUUGUAAUGAACCAAUAACCACCUGCCAUUUUCCUCCCCCCACCAAUACACAACACACAUAUGGAUAUCAUUAGCUGCUCUUUGAAUCUCGAUUGGAAGAGCACUUAGGCAAGGAUUGCUAACUAGGCUAAUUCUUCCAUUGAUUGACGUGAUAUUGGGAAAGACAAAACUCUCAACUUCCUAUUGUGCCUAUUUUAAUAAUCUCAACAUUGAACAUAAUGUACAUUAAGGGGAAUUUACUGUGUCAUGUGACCAACUUUAGAUUUAUUGAAUUUGAGAAUAUUCAGAAUGGGCAAACUUCCUAUGAGAAAAUGGUUAUACUUAACUAUUGUAGAGCUGUGAGGAAAAUGUGGUAAGUAGAUUAGGUUCUUGGCAAGGAAAGAAAAUGUCCAUUGGUGGUACAAAAUCUUCAAUUAAUUCCUCCCUUCCUAGUGUCACUUUGAAUGUGAUAUCUGUUUACAAGAUAUCUAAGGGUCUCAAGACGAAAGACUGAUAUAUACAACGCUAGAUUUCUAUGGAAUCGUGACAAGUUGAAAAGGAAAUAUCACUUGGUUAAUUAGCCUAUGUUUUGUCUGCCCGAGGACCAAGGAGGGUUGGGCAUUUUACAUCUGGACAUUCCUUUACUUUCUAAGUAGCUGUAGAAACUUUCUAAUUUAGAUGGCAUGUGCCAACAUUUCCAUACUAAGAAAUACCUCACACAUCAUACCCUGGGACAAGUGAAAGUCAAAAUGGAAAAUUCACACUUUUGGCACAAGUGUAUGGAGGCUAAAUCCUGGAUUAGGGUUGUUGGAUGGUCAAAGUUGGGAUUGUGGCAAGACUAGAUUCUGGGAAGAUCAAUAGUUAAUGAUUCUUUGGUCAUAGUUUUUCCACUAUAUUUCCUAGACUACAUAUAAUCUCCCUUGACUUCAUAUCACUAUUGAAAAAAAAUAUCUUAUGGUUCUAACUUCUAUAGAUUUCAAUGUGCUGGUAGGUAUUAAAAGAGUACAAUGGUUAGGCUCAAUGACUGUGUAUGAAAAUGUUUCUCUAGAUGGAGAGUCUGGAAUAUUAGUUUGGAUGCUCUUCGAUGUUGUCAGGUUCAGGAAACUUUAGUGUGACAUAUUUCUAUUAUGGCAUGGGAAAACAUUGGGUGAUGCCUUACAAUUUUUUGUGGAGAGUAAAAAAAUCCUCUGUGUAUCAAACUUUCCCAUGGCUGAUGCUUAAAAGAUCAUAUUGAGUAGAGAUGUUUUUUACACGAUGGUACUAAAUCUUAGAUAAUAUGCCAUAUAUGUUGGAGCAGUAAACCAAUAAACCACAUAUUGUGUUCCUAUCUACCGAACAUAUAUGUAUGGGAUAUCAUCAACAGAGGUUCGCAUGCAAUGAUGAAUGCAUUAAUAGACAUGCUAGUGGUUAGAAUAGCAAUUAUGUUUUGGAUUACUCAGAAGGUUAAGUAUAUUACAUGUAAUACAAAAAAUGUCUAAUCAAGCCAAUGAAUUAAUGUUUUGUUGAAUAUUUUCUUUUGGAUUGAUUGGUG
Messenger RNA from Aegilops tauschii subsp. strangulata, 3371 nucleotides. RefSeq names its product proteasome subunit beta type-2-B-like. Lineage: Eukaryota; Viridiplantae; Streptophyta; Magnoliopsida; Poales; Poaceae. Gene Ontology annotation, cellular component: proteasome core complex. The record is from RefSeq and is a predicted model, not a curated record.